UAUAUAUAUCAAACUAUCAGUUACGUGGGCGGGCUGUGAAUCUGAAGCAGCUCUGACAACAUGGCAAAUGCUUCACCGUUCCGGAACCACAGUGUCCCAACAUCGCUACGGCAUACAUGGAUGUUGCUGGUACUUUUUACGUUCGUGCUAGUACCUCAGAGCGUUUCCGUGAACUCAGAGACCCAGGACUCGCCCGCAGCGCCUCCUCGCGUCGCCAUCAUCGGCGCUGGAGUGGGAGGGGCGUUUACCGCGAUGAGGCUGUCUGAGCAAACGCAGCUGGAGCAGAGCCCAGAGAUUGACGUGUUUGAAGCGGAAGCGGUGGAAGGCGGUCGGGUGCAGGAGUUUGCAUACAAAGGGGAGGCCCUGGAGCUGGGGGCCUCCAUGUUCUGGCAGCACAACCGCUACGUGAAGACGGCGGCCGAGUCGCUGGGGCUCACGCUCAAGGCACACCGCGGCGGCAGUAGCAGUAGCAGCAGUAGCGGCAGUAGCCAUGACCGCGCCGGCACUGUGGGGGAGCCGCUCAGUGAGAGCGCGAGCGCUGCAGGCUCAGUGGGGGAGGAUGAGGGAAGGGAAGGUGGUGGCGAUGGGGGGCAAGGGGGCGGUGGUUCGACAGGCGAGGCUGCGAUUCGCCGCCGGCAGAGCCCAGGCGCGGGAGGAGAAGGAGGUGGCCUUUCGCUGUGGGAUGGACAGCGGCUGGUCUUGAACAUGUCGGGCUCCUGGUGGGAGGUGGCGCGUGCGGCUGUGCGGUACGGCAGUGCGGCGCUGUCGUAUCGGUGGCGGGUGGCGGCCGCGUUCCGACGCUUCCAGCGGGUGUACGACCUGCAGGCCGCGGGAGUGAGCUGGCACACGCCGGGCGCCAUGCUGCAGCAGCUGGGGCUGUUCAACGAGACGCAGUGGAGCUCACGGGACUACAUGCAGGCGCACCUGCUGCGCCCCGCCGCCUGGUGGCUGUGGGGCGGGCGCGCGUUCAUCGAGGAGGCCGCCGCGGCGGUGGGCCGCUGCAACUACAACCAGCGCACAGACCAGCUCAACGCGCUGGCAGGCCUGGUGUCGUACGGCCCAGCUGCCUACGGCUCCGUGUGGGCCAUCCAGGGGGGGAACCGCCAGCUGGUGUCGGGGCUGCUGGCGGCGUCCGGUGCCAGGGUGCUGCGGCGCGGCCGCGUGCGGGUGGCGCGGCGGCACGCCGGCACCGGGCUGUGGUGGCUGGAGGUGGAGAGCGAGGGCGAGGGGCAGACCGCUGUGUAUGGGCCGUACCAAGCUGUGGUCCUGGCGGCGCCGCUGGUGGGCUCGGGUCUGGCCAUUGAAGAGUGGGCCGAAGCGGACGAGGCGGCGGCGGCGUUUGAUAGCGGCGGCGGAGCGGGAGGUGCAGCUGGCGCCGCCGCCGUCGAGUCCAGCAGCGGCGGCGGCCAUGAGCACGUUGGCGAUGUGAACCUGGUGUCUGCUGCCGUGGGCGAGGGCGAGGGCGAGGGCGAGGGCGCCAGCGCGCACGUGCGUGUCAUGACACGGCGACGCCUCCUGUUCUCCGACUCUGCCAGCAGCCACGACGCCGCUGCCGAGCAGAGCGCCGACAGUAGCACCGGCAGUGGCACCGGCAGUAGCACGAGCACGAGCAGGGCCCCUAGCGGCGACGGCGUUGACGGCACGGCGGCGGCGCUGCAGCGCCCCUACCAGGUCACCAUCACCACCUUUGUGGCGGCGGGCCGGCUGCGUGCCGCGUUCUUCAACGCCUCCGCGCUGCCGCCGGGGCUGUCGGCAGUGCUGGUGACGGACAGCGCGCAGGUGCCCUUCACGGCGGUGGCGGCGCGGCGGCUGGAGGGGCCGGAUGGUGGCGAGGAGGGCGAGGGCGAGCUGGUCUACAAGCUGUUCUCCUCCGAACCGCUGGCGCCGGAGCUGCUGGGCCAGCUGUUUGAGGAGGCUGGCCCGGGCCGGCCGCCCCGCGUGCUGGUCAGCAAGAGGUGGUACGCCUACCCCAGGUUCGCGCCGCCGGAGCGCUUCCCUCCAUUCCUGCUGGCGCCCGGCCUGGUGUACGGCAACGCGCUGGAGGGCGCCGCCAGCGCCAUGGAGAUGGCGGCGGUGGCGGCGGCCAACAGCGCCUUGCUGGUGGCGGCGCACCUGCAGGCGCUGGAGCAGCAGCAGCAGUAGCAGUAGCAGCUGGGGCUGGAGGACAGGAGGAGCAGCUGGGGCUGGCGGGCGGCAGGAGCAGCAGCAGCGGGAUCCUGGGGCAGGACUGCAGGAGCAGCAGUGCUGGGGCGGGAGUAGCGGCCUAUCUAGCGGGAGUGGCGGGAGCUGCAAAGCAGAAGUGCUGGGGCGGGAUAGGUGGGUAGCAGUCGCCGCUGAUGCAGUGUGGCCCAGAUGUCAUGGCGGUUGGGUUGUUCAGGCCCAUGGAAUGCGUAAUGCCGCUGUUUCAGGGGGGGGGGUUGCUGUUGACGUGUACGGCACAUGUGCUGGUGCAGCCAACUGGCUGGACUUUGGGGCAGUAAGGCGAAGCGCAAAGGC
Chlamydomonas reinhardtii is the source of this 2496-nucleotide messenger RNA. RefSeq lists its product as uncharacterized. Gene Ontology annotation, molecular function: prenylcysteine oxidase activity. Gene Ontology annotation, biological process: prenylated protein catabolic process; prenylcysteine catabolic process. The transcript has 10 exons. NCBI's taxonomy places the organism in Eukaryota, Viridiplantae, Chlorophyta, Chlorophyceae, Chlamydomonadales, Chlamydomonadaceae. The coding region runs from base 253 to 2142 and encodes 629 amino acids. The record is from RefSeq and is a predicted model, not a curated record.